Molecule: messenger RNA, 1675 nt
Organism: Exaiptasia diaphana
Lineage: Eukaryota; Metazoa; Cnidaria; Anthozoa; Actiniaria; Aiptasiidae
Product: transcriptional regulator ERG homolog
Exons: 4
Coding region: 89-682 (197 amino acids)
Biological process (GO): regulation of transcription by RNA polymerase II; cell differentiation
Cellular component (GO): nucleus
Molecular function (GO): DNA-binding transcription factor activity, RNA polymerase II-specific; sequence-specific DNA binding
Source: RefSeq, a predicted model, not a curated record
CGAUCAGCGACAAAAGCAUUCGAUUCUUGAACGCUGAGACCUGCAGAGCUAGGAAUAUYAUUCACAGGAACCAGUUACAUCAGAGAUCAUGAUGGCAGAACGAAGAAGACAUACUAAAACUUCAAUUCAUUUGUGGGAGUUUCUUCUUGAUCUCUUGUCCGACGAGAAAUGCUCCUCCCUAAUCACAUGGACCGAUCGUGAAGAGGGAGAAUUCAAAUUAAAAAAUCAAGAAGAAGUUGCAAAAAGAUGGGGACACUUAAAGCGAAGACCAGGCAUGAACUAUGAUAAGUUGAGUCGUGCACUCAGAUAUUAUUAUCAGAAAGAUAUCAUUAAAAAGGUGAAUGGCCAGCGGCUUGCUUACAAAUUUGUAAACCUUCAAGCAUGCGCAGAAAAACUCCCAAAGCAAGAGAGGAUGUCACCUUCACCUUCAAGUCAAAAUGACAUGACCGUGAAAAACAAUGAAGUAGUUCCCUACUUAACACAAAGCUCGCCGCUAAACUCUUUUCAGACCGUGCAAGCGCCUACUCAACUCAGUUAUCCAUACUCACCGCUGACCAAACCUAACGUUGGAUUGCAGUUUGUCCAUUCACAUUCACCUGUGUGCGUCAAUGGUCACGUGACGUAUCCUACGUAUCAAUACGUCAUUCCUUUCCAACUUUCUUCGGUUUGUCCAUGUCAUUGAUCUGUCUGUCUUUUCCGACUGUACUGACGACUUCCGGUAGACAAUUAGUUCACCUAUGUGCAGUAAAACCAGGAGCCCAAUGGGCUCCUGGUAAAACUCACUUCCGUCUGUCUGUCCGAAUGUACUAACGACUUCCGAUCGAAAGUAGUUCACCUGCAGUACAACUCACUUCCGUCUGUCUGUCACAGUAUUGCAAAAUAASCUGUGCUAACCUUCAUGUGAGUUCCAGUCCGUGUGUCAUCAAGCGGACUUCCGUCUGUCUGUCCUUUAGAUUUCUUCCUUAUGGAUUCCACUUACGCCCUUGGUGCGCAAUCUUAUCUAAUCCUUGCUUUGGAUGCACAGUCAGCGCCACUAGUCCAUAAAAUCAUUAUAAUAAUAAUAACUAAUAAUAGCUUAUGCACAUUGUCUGGUAUUUUGUAGAGAGAGUAAUACUAAGAUAUUAUAAACCACAAUCAACGUGCAUUACCUACAGAAAAAAUUCAAAAUAUAUCAAAAUAAAUUAAAAUGUGUAUAUAUAGAAAAAAGUCAUUUGAAAGACAUCGAACGCUCUUUCCUUUCUCCAUAAGUAUGGAUUUCUUAAUUCAAGUAGAUAUUCAGUUAUUUCAUAAACGUUUGGUUGAAAUAAACCAUUAAAAUGAAUGAUCGAAUGAUCUUGUGGGUAUUAAAUAUUGAUGAAUGGUAUCCAGCAAUCACUGUAGCUGAUUCCUGCAUUACUAAAUGAAAAGGGACUUCGUKACACGUUUAGUAUUUUUUCUAAGUGUUUUCAUUAGCUUACUGAUGUUUUAUUCAUCAUGAUCAAUACCCAAAGCAAAUUCCUGUAAUGCAUUCUCUAUUCUCUUCGAAUUACUUUUCAGAAAUAGUUGUAAUGAUCUUUGGACUAGUUAAGCUUAUUUGAACUUGUACAUAUAAAUGUUGAUAGUCUAAUAAACCAAAAUAGUUGUUAUACAUCAUAUUGGAUUUAUCUGUGGAAAUAAAGCAUCAUAUCCUGUAUUA